This is a messenger RNA of Rotaria sordida, 1095 nucleotides long. NCBI's taxonomy places the organism in Eukaryota, Metazoa, Rotifera, Eurotatoria, Philodinida, Philodinidae. The record is from the annotation of a GenBank genome assembly.
AUGUUUUUAUGCAUGUCUUCGACAAUAUUUUUCUCUUCGAUAUAUUUAUUAAUUGCUUGUGGUUCAGUGUAUGGAUGGGGUGGAGAUGGUCAUUCUCUUACAGCUGCUAUUGCUCAAACAUUAUUGACUAAUGAAUCAUUAGCUUUUGUUCGUGAUCAUUUACCUUGGUAUACAUCAGGAAAUAUUAGUAUGUUAGCAUCAUGGCCUGAUUAUAUAAUUUAUCCUGAUACAAAUCCUGUUGAUUAUCUUAAUUGGCAAUGGUCUAAAGAAUUACAUUAUGUUGAUACAAAAGAUUGGUCAUGUGUUUAUAAUCGAGACGAAGAUUGUAACUGGAAUACAGGACGACAAUGUGUUGAUGGAUCGAUUCAAAAUUAUACAAUAAGAUUAGCUGAUACACAACAAGAUGAAAUACAACGAAAUGAAGCACUUAAAUUUCUUAUUCAUUUUAUUGGUGAUGUACAUCAACCAUUACACGCUGGUUUUCAAGGUGAUCGUGGUGGUAAUAGUAUUCGAGGUCAUUUCUUUGGCAAAGAAACAAAUCUUCAUUCGCUUUGGGAUAAUAUAAUGAUUGAACGUCGUAUUUCUCAAGAUUUUCAUUCUCAACCAUUAUUAUAUCUUGAUUAUUUAAUUAAUCAAAUGAAAACUCGUUAUGCACAAAAUACAUCCGAUUGGACACAUUGUCCAUCAUCAGAUGAAUCACGUUAUUUAGCAUGUUCUACAUCAUGGAUUAUAGAAGAUGCAAAACUUAAUUGUGAAAUUGUUUAUCGUGAUGAAAAUAAUCAACCAAUGAGUAUUUCAAAAGAAUUUGAUCUUGGUCAAACAUAUUAUAAUACACGAAUGGUUAUUCUUGAACAACGACUUAUUCAAGGUGGAUUAAGAUUAGCAACAGUUAUUAAUAAAAUUGUUCAAUCGAUUACUGAUAACAAUAAAUCAAAUAAGAUAUGUUUUGGAACAAUGAUGCUUUUUAUAGCUCUUGUUUGUUUAUCGAUUGUAACUCUUUCUCUAUUGAUUUAUAGUUUCUUACGACGAAAAACAACAAGAAUAAUGUUAUUACCAACAAUCAAAGACAAGAAUGAAUACAUUCCAGUAGCUUAA